Molecule: messenger RNA, 1073 nt
Organism: Oryza brachyantha (malo sina)
Lineage: Eukaryota; Viridiplantae; Streptophyta; Magnoliopsida; Poales; Poaceae
Exons: 1
Coding region: 114-620 (168 amino acids)
Source: RefSeq, a predicted model, not a curated record
CAUUUUCGCUAAACCUGCCAAAAAAACCCAUCCUCCAAAUCCACACAACAACCUCAGAAAACCACACACGAGAAAAAGAGAGAAAAAAAAGAAAGAGAGAAAAAGAAACAGCAAUGGAGAGCAAGAAGAGAUCACCAUUGCUGCCACUAGUAGUACUACUCCUGCUGUCACUGUUCACUUUCAUGGCAACAGAGGCCAACGCCCAGGUGUUCUGCAGGUCCCAGUUCAACCUGGCCAACGAGGCCUGCAGCCUCCGGACGUUCGCGGGCGUCAACCCGGCGGUGCCACUGCGGCAGCUCAACGAGUCGGCGAUGGCGGCGGGGGCGGCCGGCGGUGGCUACGAGGUGCAGGCAGAGCACCGGCCCCGCGGCGGCGACGGGGGGCACGAGACCGACUACGAGCACGAGCACGAGCACGGGCAUGGCGGCGGGCGCGUGCGCAGCCACCGCGCCGACCCCUACGACACGGCGUGCUGCCGGCGGCUGAUGGGCAUCGACAACGCCUGCAUCUGCCAGGCCAUGUCCUACCUCCCGGUCUUCAUGAGCAGGGUCAAGCACGCCAUCAAGCUCACCCCAGUGCCCGGCUGCGACGUCGCCUUCGAGUGCGCCGCUGCCUACUGAUCGCCGCCGCCGUCGCCGGAGCCGGCGGCCGUCUCGUUUUCUUCCAGCGUUUUGCAUCCCCAGCUGAGGCACUGCCUGCCUUAACUUCAGAAAAAAGUAGUACCAUCUAUCUAAUCUAGAGAAAACAUAUUUUAUGCCUGCCUGUCCAUUCUGAACUUUCAGAAAUUGCAUCAUCACCAUUAGACUGCAUGUUUAUUAUAGUAUAUCUAUCUGCUAGUAUUUGUAUUAGCAGUAAUGUGGGCGUGAUAUACAAGUGUAAUUUGGAACUAAUGCCAUACACUGAGAAGCAAUGUUGGGUUUCAGCAAAGUCAAAAUCAUGUAGGUAAUUGAUAGAAUCAAUGAAUCAAGUAUGGUGUCUGUAACCAUGGAAAGUAUCUGACUCGGUCCUUCAGGGGGAAAAAUGUUACAUAUUUAACAAAGGAAAAAUAAUAAAAAUGAUAGUUUUAGUUCAAC